This is a messenger RNA of Caenorhabditis angaria, 9583 nucleotides long. NCBI's taxonomy places the organism in Eukaryota, Metazoa, Nematoda, Chromadorea, Rhabditida, Rhabditidae. The record is from the annotation of a GenBank genome assembly.
AUGGUGAUGCUGAAUAUAGAUGUUGUUAUGAAACGACUGCAAGAUAUUCGAGAUCCCACGCAAGAGGCAAUCGAAACGAUGACCCUGUGGAUUAUGCAUUAUAAGGAUAAAGCUUCGAUUGAUGUUAUUGUUCAGGGUUGGAUGAAUGCGUUUAAAGGUUUAAAGAUCUCUUGAGUUUUCAAAAAAUAAUUUUUUUCAAUUUUUUAGUGGCGAAAACUGAUGAAAAGCGGAUAACAUUGUUCUACGUCAUGAAUCAUGUUGUUCAAAAAGCAAAGAUGAAAAAUAUGGAUGCUCUAAUCAUCUCAUUCCAACCGCAUGUUUUGACUUCUAUUGGAAUCGGGAAGAAAUCGCCAAAAGUCAAGGCGGCCAUGAAAAAGUGUUUGGAGUGUUUUGGACCCAGGGAGGUUUUCACCAGCGCCACAAUGAUUGCUAUGAAGAAUUUGUUGGAAGCUGAUGAUGCUUUUGAUACUGAGGAAACUGUUUUGGACAUUGAUAAUGACGAAAUUGUGAGAAAAGUCACUUCUUUUAUCUCGGCUGAGAAUGUUGUGGCGGAUAUGAUGAAAACGUUGCAUGAGGGAGAUUUUGAUUAUAAGGAGAGGGUUAGAAAUGGCAUGAAAGGUGAGCGUUUUGGGGCAGGAAAUUAGAAGCCUAUGGAAAUUCUGUUAAAAAAUAGGAGCGAGUGUAAACCAAGUUUUUGCCACGUCAUAGUUAUCCACGUGGCCGCUGAAGCGGUAGAUAGUGCCGCUUAGGCGGAAGCUUGCGGUUUACACUCGCUCCGCUCGAAGGUUAGGAGUCCUAACCGCAAGCUUCCGCGUGAGCGGCACUAUCUACCGCUUCAGCGGCACUAUCUACCGCUUCAGCGGCCACGUGGGUAACUAUGACGUGGCAAAAACUUUAAAAAAACUGUAAACCAAUGUUUUUGCCACGUCAUAGUUAUCCACGUGGCCGCUAAAGCGGUAGAUAGUGCCGCUGAAGCGGAAGCUUGCGGUUUACACUUGCUUCGCUCGAAGGUUAGGACACAAUCAGUUAUUUUGUAAUUUCGCUCAAUUGUGUUCUCUGCGCUCUCUCAAUUUUCCAUUGUCUCUACUAUUUCACGAACUUAAAAAAAACGUUUUUUUAACGUUAAAAAACCCGAAAAAGUGAUUCACGAACGGUAUUUUUAUUCAUUUUUUACCAUUUUCUUAACACAUUGAAUAAAGUGAAGCUAAAACGCAUUUUAGUGUCCAGAAUUGCUAUUUCAAGAUCUUCUAAUCAGCCUAAAAGACAAAUCAAGCCCUAGGGUGAUAACGGGUUUUGAAAUAAGGUAAGUUUAGUCUUAGGUAACUCGACGUGCUAAUCAUUAUCCUGCAAAAAUUAACUGCUGAGCUCCAGUCUGAGCCGCGCAAAUGAGCUCCAAAUUUUGCUCAGAAAAUCUCUCAAUUUUCAUAUGAAAUAAGUAUUUUUUGGGUAGAAUAGUAGUACCUUAGGGUUGUAAAUCUGAAAUCAGUGAAAUUUCAUAUGAAAAUUGAGAUUUUUGAUUUUCUGAGAAAAAUUUGAAGCUCAGCAGCUAAUUUUUGCGGGAUAAUGAUCUGCACGUCGAGUUAAAUAAGACUGAACUUACCUUAACUCAAACCCCGUUAUCACUCUAAUGGAAGUCCCUUAUGAGGCUUGAUUUGUCUUUUAGGCUGAUUAGAAGGUCUUGAAAUAGCAUUUCUGGACACUAAAAUGCGUUUUAGCUUCACUUUAUUCAAUGUGUUGAGAAAAUGUUGAAAAAAUGAAUAAAAAUACCGUUUGUGAAUAACUUUUUUGGUUUUUUAACGUUAAAAAAUUGUAUUUCGUGACUUACUGCAUUAUAAAAAAUAUACGAUUACAUGACACAAAAAGGAACGUUUUGUAUAUUUUUUUUGCAACAAAAGUGUACAUUUUCUCCAUUCACAGACCGUGAAGAAGGUGCACAUUUUGGAGCGAAAUUACAAAAUAACUGAUUGUGUUCGAGCGAAGCGAGUGUAAACCGCAAGCUCCCGCGUAAGCGGCACUAUCUACCGCUUCAGCGGCCACGUGGAUAACUAUGACGUGGCAAAAACUAAAAAAAAAACUGUAAACCAAGUUUUUGCCACGUCAUAGUUAUCCACGUGGCCGCUUACGCGGAAGCUUGCGGUUUACACUCGCUCCGCUCGAAAAGAAAAAAAUGUCGAAAAAACAUUGAGUUUUUUAGCCAAAAAUGAUGACAAAUCGAUAUUUUUCAAGGUUCUGGAGUAAUUUCUGAUGAAAAUUGACCUUCAGAAGGUUUUGCUGAUUUUUCGUUGAUGAAUUUCGAAAAAAAUUCAUAAUAGGGUUCUCGAAGCUUAUUUUCAUCAGAAAUUACUCCAGAAGCUUGAAAAAUAUCGAUUUGUCAUCAUUUUUGGCUGAAAAAAACAUUUUUCAACAUUUUUUUCUUUGACAGACCGUGAAGAAGGUGCACAUGUUCUCGAAGAAAUUCACACGGCCAUAAAUGUCACGAAACAAGUUCGAAGUUCGAUGGAAGCGCGCAAGAAGAAAAUGAUCGAAUUAAUCGAGACACUCGAAUUAGCGAAACGUGUCUAUUUGCAUCAAAAACGUGAAGUUUUGGUGGUCGAAGAGGCCUAUACGAAUUUCCGCGACGGAAUUAAAACUGUGCACGAUGAGUUGACGGAGAUGGAGGCGACUGGAGUGUAUCCGGGUGUGACGCCACCAAGAGAGGCGCCGUCGCCGACGGCUGAUGAGGAUAUUUAUGCGACGGGUGUGGAGAAUGCUAUACAGCGUGAGUUUUAGUAAUCCGCGUGGCCGCUGCGCGGAAGAUAGUGCCGCUUACCGCGGAAGCUUGCGGUCUACACUCGCUCCGCUCGAACAAAAUCAUAGUCUGGACCGCAAGCUUCCGCGUCAGCGGCACUAUCUACCGCACAGCGGCCACGCGGAUUACUAUGACUUUGAAAAAAUCGUACUGAUAUUCCGCGUGGCCGCUGACGCGGAAGCUUGCGCGUCUACACUCGCUUCGCUCGAAAAAAAUAAUAGACCGCAAGCUUCCGCGUGGCGGCCACGUGGAUUACUAUAAUGUGUAGUAAUCCGCGUGGCCGCUGCGCGGAAGAUAGUGCCGCUCACGCGGAAGCUUGCGGUCUACACUCGCUCCGCUCGAACAAAAUCCAAAUUUUUUUGAAUUUUGAAAGUUUCGCGCUGAAAAAAUCCUAAUUUUAAUUACCAGAAAUUCAAAAAAAAAUUAAUUUAAGACGUGAAUUUUUAUGAAAUUCAUUUUCAGAAAAAUUAAAAUUUCGAGAAUUUUUAGAAUUAACAUUUCAGAUUUUUUUAUUGUUAAAAAACAUUUUUUUCAAAUGAAAAAUUAUGAAAAUUUGAAAUUCCACGUGGAUUUUCAUAUGGUUAACAUGAGCAAUGUCUCAGUUUUCACGAAAUUUUAUUGGCGCGAAAAAUAUGCCACGUGGCAUGAUUUUUGGUACGAAAAUUCGAAUUUUUCGCUGAAUUUCAUUAUGAAAAAUUCAAAUUUUGUGAAAUUUUUGAACUCAAAAAUCCAGGGCUGAAAAUCCACGUGGAAUUUUUUCGUCAAAAAUUUAAAAAAAAUUUCGAAUUUAUUUUUUUAGAAGUAAAAAUCCACGUGGCAAAAAAUACACAGUAUUUUAAAGGAACAAGAAAUUCAUGUGGAAUUUUUUCCUCUAAAAAAUGAAAAAAAACCGAAUUUCUAUUUUCAAAAGUAAAAUUCCAAAAGAAAAUUCAAAUUUUAUGAAAAUUCUGAAAAUUAGCUCCAAUUUCUGCCCGAAUUUCAAAAAUCCAAAUUUCAAAAUUUUUAAAGAAUUUUCAAAAAUUUCCAGAUUUUUCCAGAUUUUUCCAGAGAAAUACUCAGUAUUUUUAAAAAGGCUGAAAAUCCACGUGGAAUUUUUUCCUCAAAAAAAAAAAUUCAAAUUUUAUGAAAAAUUCUGAAAAUUAGCUCCAAUUUCUGCCCAAAAUCUUGAAUUUUCAACAUUUUUGAGAAAUUUUCCACGUCAUACCUCACAUUUCCUUCAAAAAUCUUGAAAAAUUUCCAGAUUUCCGCGCCCCCGAAACCUGGGAUAAUCGCCAAGCGAUCGACAUGGAAAUGGAUGAAGAAGAUCGACCGCAAGCAUCGAUUCCGAUUCCGAUUCCGAUUCCGAUUCCGCAAGAUCAACAGCCAUCGCUGAAAUCGCGAAUCGAUAUGUUGGGUUUGAUAGAAGGAGGUGGAGGAGCUGAGAAAGUGAUCGAGGAACCCGAUUUUUCGAAACCUCCCCCGAUUUUUAAUAUGACAUUGCCACCACCGGGAACAAGUUCGGCGAUGAGUGCUUUUGGAGUUCAGGCUGCGGUAGGUUUGGGCGAAAAUUCGACUUUCUAGACCAAAAAAUCAUGAAUUUUGAGCCAAAAUUCAAGAGAAAUGGCAAAAAAUCAUGAAUUUUCGGGUCCUGAAGCUUGAAAAAUCUGUAAUUUUCAGCUAGAAACCAUGAAAUUUUCAGAUUCUCAAGCCUGGGGUAGGUUUUGAAGUUACCCUAUCUUUUAAGCUUAAGCCGUAAGCCCUAAGCCUUUUUUUCCACAAAAUUUGAGUAAUCCGCGUGGCCGCUGCGCGGAAGAUAGUGCCGCUUACGCGGAAGCUUGCGGUCUACACUCGCUUCGCUCGAACAAAAUCCAAAUUUUUUAAAUUUCAAAAAUUUCGCGCUGAAAAAAUCCUUUUUUUAAUUACCAGAAAUUCAUUUAAAAAAUUAAUUUAAGACGUGAAUUUUUGUGAAAUUCAUUUUCAGAAAAAUUAAAAUUUCGAGAAUUUUUAAUCGAAUUUCAGACGUGAACUUUUGUCUGAAAAUGUGAAAAUUUAAAGUUCCCGUGUGGAAAAUCAACUAGAAAAUUGAUUUUUGCCGAAAAUUUCAGGAUUUUUUGAUCAAUUUCCCAAAAUUUGCUUUCAGAUCGAAAAAUUGCAGAAAAAUCAAUUUCUGAAUCAGAGUUUUCAGAGUUUUUGAAUUUUUCUGAAUACAAUUAAACAAAAUCCAGAAAUUUUCCAAAUUUUUAUUUGAAAUUUUAAAUUUUCCCCUUUUCUUACCUAAAAAUCGAAAUUUUCAAAAACCCCCGAAAAAAUACGUUUCAAAAUUUUGAUAUAAUUUUUUAAAAUCAAAUAUUUUUUCAAUCUUUGAAUGGUGUUUUCAAUAAUAAAUUUUGGAAAUUUCAAAGUUUUUGGCGCGAAAAAUUGAAGAUUUUCGAAAUUUCUUUGAAAAAUGAGAAUUUACAAGAUUUUCUCUAGUAAAUCCGAAAUUUUGUGUCAAAAUUAAUCAAUUUCAAAUUUUCUCGAGAAUUUUGGUUUUGAUUUUUCUCACAAAUAAGAAAUUUCUGAAAAUUUAUCAAAAUUUCGGCUCGAAAGGCUCCAAAUUUCAAGUUUAACAUGAGCAAUGCUCAAAAAUCUCAAAAUUGGGCAAGGAUUUUCAAGGAGAAAAAAAUCACCAAAGUUGUAGCGCCCAUGGUUGAUCAGAGGUAGUUUUUGGGGAAUUUUGUGAGCUAUGACGUGGCAAAACUUUUUGAAAUUGAAAAAAUUUGAAAAAAAAUUCAAUAAAGUCACGUGGAUUACUAUAUAGUAAUCCGCGUGGCCGCUGCGCGGAAGAUAGUGCCGCUUACGCGGAAGCUUGCGGUCUAUACUCGCUCCGCUCGAACAAAAUCCAAUCAAAAUAAUAUUUUUUUCGAGCGGAGCGAGUGUAGACCGCAAGCUUCCGCGUCAGCGGCACUAUCUACCGCGCAGCGGCUAAAUUACCCUAACUUUCUAGAUUUUCUGUAGAAGUUAGGGUAACUUAGCCGCUGCGCGGAAAAUAGUGCCGCUUACGCGGAAGCUUGCGGUCUACACUCGCUUCGCUCGAAAAAAAAAUUGAUUUUUUUUUCAAAAAUAAUCUAGAUUGCUCAGAUUAUAGUACUUUUUCAAAAAAUCCAAAAAUCCGGAAGUUUUUCAAGUGAAAAAAAAUUAAAUUUUCAAAAUUUUAUUGAAAAUUGAAAAUUUUGGGUUUUUUCUGACAUCAAAGCUGCUCAGAUCAGAAAAUCCCACAAAUUUCAAAUUUCGUCUCAAAAUGCUCCAAAUUUCAAGUUUAACAUGAGCAAUGCUCAAAAAUCUCAAAUUUCGUCUCAAAAUGCUCCAAAUUUCAAGUUUAACGUGAGCAAUGCUCAAAAAUCUCAAAUUCCGUCUCAAAAAGCUCCAAAUUUCAAGUUUAACAUGAGCAAUGCUUAAAAAUCUCAAAAUCCGUCUCAAAAAGCUCCAAAUUUCAAGAUUAACAUGAGCAAUGCUCAAAAAUCUCAAAUUCCGUCUCAAAAAAGCUUCAAAUUUCAAGUUUAACAUGAGCAAUGCUCAAAAAUCCCAAAAAACUUCAAAAUUGAGCUCAAAAACCUCCAAAUUUCAAGUUUAACAUGAGCAAUGCUCAAAAAUCUCAAAUUUCGGCUCUUUGAAACGUAUUUUUUCGGGUUUUGAAAAAUUCAAAUUUUUUGAAUCAAAAAACUAUAUUUUUUCCUAUUUUUUGACAUUUUUGUGUGGAAAAAAUAUAGUUUUUUGACGAAAUUUUUUGUAAAAAUUAAAAUUCACCCUGUAUUUUUUUCCAGCCACCAAAACCAUCUCCUGAACAACCCGCAAAUGUUCCUCUCACAAUUUCCCGCUCCCAACACGCCGAUAUUCAACAAAUCAUGAAUAAAAUCAACCAAGCUCCGGCUCCAAAUGUCCAAAUUCCGCCGCCAGGAGGGGCUCCAGGAGGAGCCCAAUCGAUUUAUCAAAUGUUGCUCAAGCAGCAGGGAUUUGGUGCAACUUCUUCGAGUUCUUCAGCUCCGCCGGCUGGAAUUUCAAAAGAUUGUGAUGAAAGAUCGGGUUAUACCGCAAGAUUUGCACCAAGUUCUACAGAUUCCGCAACUGAACUCAGGAAAUUCUCCAAUGAUGGACCUUCUGCGGCUCUAGGUGAGUUUUUGAGCAUUGCUCAUGUUAAACUUGAAAUUUGGAGCGUUUUGAGACGGAAUUUGAGAUUUUUGAUCAUUGCUCAUGUUAAACUUGAAAUUUGGAGCUUUUUGACCUGAAAUUUGAGAUUUUUGAGCAUUGCUCAUGUUAAUCUUGAAAUUUGGAGCUUUUUGAGCCGAAAUUUGAGAUUUUCAGUCAAAUUUAAAAAUUUUUCAAAAACAAAAAAAAAAUACGUUUCAAAAAUUUUAUAUAUUUUUUUGUUUUUAUUUUCUAUUAAUGUAAUCUCUUUUUUAUUUAGCAAAAAUUAUGAUUUCCGUAAGAAAAAAACUGAAAAUGAAUAUUUGAGCUGAAAAACUUUUCAAUAUUAACAUGAGCAAUGCUUAAAAAUCUCAAAUUCCGUCUCAAAAAAGCUCCAAAUUUCAAGUUUAACGGGGGACUUUCAGAUAUUCAAAAAAAAUUGUGUUUUGCAAGCCUCGCACGUUUUAUUUUUAAAAAUUCGGAAAAAUUAUUUUAAAAAUGGGCGUGGCUUGAUUUUGCAAGCCUCGCACACUUUUUUCCACGUUUUUCUUUGUUUUUGACCUUCAAAAUGUAAAAAAAAUCAGAUUUCAAAUUUAAAAGUGUGUACCAGGCUUGCAAAAAUUUAAUUUAAUUUUUUCCGGGAAGAAAUGUGGAGGCGUGGCUUCAAAUUUAAAAAAAUUCGAAAUAAAAUUGCAUUUUGCAAGCCUCGCACAAAAUUUUCCCAAAAAAUUAAACAAAAAUUAGUUUAAAAAUGGGCGUGGCUUGGUUUUGCAAGCCUCGCACGUUUUUUUUCUCUGAAAAUUUUGAAGUUUUGCAGUUUUUGCGUUUUUUCUCUGAAAAAAAUGUAUUUUUUCGAAUUUUUUAUUGCAACAACACCAGAAUUAGCAUUGAAAAAAAAAAUUUGAUAAUUGAAAUUAUAUCAAAAUUUUGAAACGUAUUUUUUCGGGCUUUGAAAAAUUCGAAUUUUAGAAUCAAAAUUUGAGCUCAAAAAGCUCCAAAUUUCAAGUUUAACAUGAGCAAUGCUCAAAAAUCUCAAAUUCCAGCUCAAAAAGAUCCAAAUUUCAAGUUUAACAUGAGCAAUGCUCAAAAAUCUCCCGAAUUUUGCAGCAGGCCUCAACCCAGCGGCAUUUUCCAAAGGAUAUCAAGCGCGAUUCGAUAUUCCACCCGGAAUUGAUAUCACCCUUCCACCACCAAUUCAACCACUGAUCUCACCACAAGGAUAUCCAGCUAGACCUUCGGCAGAUCCAAGACUUGCUCCAAACACGGGAUAUCAAGCCAAAUUUGAGCAUCCUCAUGAAUAUCACGCGAAAUUCGAUUCUCCACCUGCAACUUCUGCUUCUGCUUCAAAUUCAAGAUCAGGAGGAGGAUAUCAGGGAAGAUUUGAGCAUGAACAUCGAGAUCAUCGAAGAGAUCAGCAGAAUUUUGGAAGAAGUCCGGAACGAGGAGGAAGAUUUGAAGAUCGAAAUGGUGGAAAUCAUUAUCGAGGAGGCGGUGGAGGAAAUCGGGGAGGAUUUAGAGGCGGAAAUGAUAGGUGGGGGGAAUUUUUGACGUGGAUUACUAUAUGGUAUUCCGCGUGGCCGCUGCGCGGAAGAUAGUGCCGCUGACGCGGAAGCUUGCGGUUUACACUCGCUUCGCUCGAACAAAAUCCAAAUUUUUUUGAAUUUUGAAAGUUUCGCGCUGAAAAAAUCCUAAUUUUGAAAAAAAUCCUAAAUUUGAGGAAAUCGGGGAGGAUUUAGAGGGAAAAAUGAUAGGUAGGGGAUUUUUUUUGAAUUGAAAAAAUUUGAAAAAAAAAUUUAAGCCACGUGGAUUACUAUAUUGUUUUCCGCGUGGCCGCUGCGCGGAAGAUAGUGCCGCUGACGCGGAAGCUUGCGGUCCACACUCGCUCCGCUCGAGCAAAAUCGAAAUUUUUUUCAAUUUUGAAAAUUUCGCGCUGAAAAAAUCCAAAUUUUAACUACCAGAAAUUCAAAAAAAAUUAAUUUAAGACGUGAAUUUUUAUGAAAUUUAUUUUCAGAAAAAUUAAAAUUUCGAGAAUUUUUACAAUUAAAUUUCAGAUGUGAACUUCUGAUUUUGUCUAAAAAUGUAAAAAUUUAAACUAGAAAAUUGAUUUUUGCCAAAAAAUUUCGGGAUUUUUUUAUCAAUUUCUCAAAAUUUUAUUGAUUUUAGAUCGAAAAAUUGCAGAAAAUUCAAUUUCUGAAUCGAAUUUUCGGAGUUUUUGGAUUUUUCCGAAUAAAUUUGAACAAAAUUCAAAAAUUUUGAAAUUUUUAUUUGAAAAUUUCAAUUUUUCCCCGCAAAAUUUUAGAAUUUCUUGAUUUUUUGAAAAAAAAAUUUUCAAAAGCAAAAUUGUCGCGCCAAAAUUAAAUUUGAAAAAAAAUCCAAAGAAAUUGUAAUUUUUUCUUACAAAAAGCAAGAUUUCAUUGAUUUUCCCCUAAAAAUCGAAAUUUUCAAAAACCCCCGAAAAAAUACGUUUCAAAUUUUUUCUAAAAAUUUUUGGACGAUGUACUUGCUCAAUAGAUAAGUACCAGUCGAUUGGAUCAAAAUUCAUGAAAAUUUCUUUUUUUUUGCAGAUAUCAUCGCGGAAGCGGAAGCGGAAGCGGAAACCGCGAUUGGCGCGGCGGAAAUUCAUCGCGUGGAAAUUAUAAUAAUCGAUAUUAA